Molecule: messenger RNA, 1553 nt
Organism: Triticum aestivum (bread wheat)
Lineage: Eukaryota; Viridiplantae; Streptophyta; Magnoliopsida; Poales; Poaceae
Exons: 3
Coding region: 305-1381 (358 amino acids)
Source: RefSeq, a predicted model, not a curated record
UGUGGAUGGCAUCGGACCUGGCUACGACCUCGCGUUUGAUUAGUCGAUGGCGCGUUAGUUAAUCACCCCGUCAACGAGCCACCCGUGAUGCAUAACAUGCAUAGAAUGAUACUAGUCCAAUAAAUAAUGGGCCAAGAAAUGGUAGCAGUACAGUGAGAGUGGAGAAGGCACGAACUGGCACGGCCUAUCAGCGUCCGAGGAAAGCCGGGCUUGCUGCUGGUAGAGUUAUAGGAAGCCGCCUCCGAGCUCUUUGCUCCUUCCUUUCCCCUGCAUGCCUCGGAGUUGAUCCAGCUGCUGCUCCGGCAUGGCGAUCUCCAAGAGCACCCAGCCCUCGCCGGUGGCCAUCUUCCUCUCAGGGGCGGCCUCAGCGACUGCGCUGCUCGUCUUCUUCUACACCGCCACCGCAGGCCCCGCGUGGCCCACGGCGACGACGGAGUUCACCCCUCAGGGAAGCCACGCGGUGGCUCGGCCGGCUUCCGCGCCGGCGACGAAGGCUUCUUCUCCUACCAAUGCGACGGGCGGCGGCGACGACGCGUUCGCGCGGAUGCUGCGGCGGGCGGCGAUGGAGGACCGGACGGUGAUCAUGACGUCGGUGAACGAGGCGUGGGCGGCGGAGGGGUCGCUGCUGGACUCCUUCCUCGAGAGCUUCCGCGUGGGGCUCAACAUCUCGCACCUGGUGAAGCACAUCGUGGUGGUGGCCAUGGACGAGGGCGCGCUCCGCCGGUGCCGCGCCGUGCACCCGCACUGCCACCUGCUGCUCCCGGACGUCCACGGCCUCGACCUCUCCGGCGCCAAGAGCUACAUGACCAAGGAGUACCUCGACCUCGUCUGGAGCAAGCUCCGGCUCCAGCACCGCGUCCUCCUCCUCGGCUACAACCUCCUCUUCACGGACGUGGACGUGGCGUGGUUCCGGGACCCGCGGGUGCACAUCACGGCGGCGGCGGACAUCACGACGUCGAGCGACUUCUACUUCGGCGACCCGGACGACCUGGGCAACUACCCCAACACGGGCUUCAUCUACUUCAAGGCCACGGCCCGCAACGCGCGCGCCAUGGCUUACUGGCACGCCGCCAGGGCGCGCUUCCCGGAGAACCACGACCAGUUCGUCUUCAACGAGAUCAAGCGGGAGCUGGCGGCGCCGCCCAUCGGCGUCCGGAUCAGGUUCGUCGACAGCAAGCACGUCAGCGGCUUCUGCCAGCUCGGGCGCGACCUGAACCGGAUCGCCACCGUGCACAUGACCUGCUGCAUCGGCCUGGAGAACAAGCUGCACGACCUCCGGCGCGUCGUCGAGGACUGGAGGCGCUACGUGUCGCGCCCGGAGUGGGAGCGCCGGGCCGGCAAGAUCGGGUGGAGGUUCGAGGGAGGCAAGUGCAUACAUUGAUUGAUCGAUUUGUUGAUUGAUUGAGAUCGACGACGGGGACCGAUCGAUGCGGGAAUGCUCAUUGAGAGAGACCGAUGGUGCAUGGAAGAUUGCGAGCGAGCUUCCGGCCUGUCGUUGCUGUGUUUCGCCAUUCUGUUCAUAUUUCAGAAAUUAACUAGUUACAACACGCACA